AUGUUCGUUUACAAGAGAGAUGGACGCAAGGAACGCGUACAGUUCGACAAAAUCACUGCACGCGUAUCGAGGCUGUGCUAUGGCCUCGAUCCGGAGCACGUCGAUGCUGCUGCCAUUACCCAAAAGGUCAUUUCUGGUGUCUACCAGGGUGUUACGACAGUGGAGCUGGACAAUCUGGCUGCUGAGACCGCAGCAUACAUGACCGUCACGCACCCGGACUACGCCAUUCUCGCUGCUCGUAUCGCUGUCUCGAAUCUCCACAAGCAAACGAAAAAGCAGUUUUCGCUGGUCAUUCAGGACCUGUAUGACUAUGUCAACCCUAAGAACCAGAAGGCGGCCCCCAUGAUCUCUCAGGAAACAUACGAGGCUGUCAUGAAGCACGCAGAAGAACUCAAUUCUGCCAUUGUUUACGAUCGUGAUUUCAACUACAAUUACUUUGGAUUCAAGACCCUGGAGCGCUCGUACCUGCUCCGGAUCAACGGGAAGGUUGCGGAGCGCCCUCAGCACUUGCUGAUGCGUGUUUCCGUCGGAAUUCACGGAAAUGACAUCGAGAGGGCUAUUGAGACUUACCACUUGAUGUCCCAGAAGUAUUUCACGCAUGCUUCGCCGACCCUCUUCAAUGCUGGUACUCCCAACCCCCAGCUUGCCUCAUGUUUCCUCGUGGAUAUGAAAGAGGAUAGUAUUGAGGGUAUCUACGAUACCUUGAAGACCUGCGCCAUGAUCUCUAAGAAUGCCGGUGGUAUUGGUCUGAACGUGCACCGCAUCCGUUCCACUGGCUCUUACAUUGCCGGAACCAAUGGUUCCUCGAACGGGCUUGUGCCCAUGCUGCAGGUGUUCAACAACACUGCCAGAUAUGUCGACCAAGGAGGAAACAAGCGCCCCGGUGCUUUCGCGAUCUACCUUGAACCGUGGCACUCGGAUAUCUUUGAGUUCCUUGAUCUGCGCAAGAACCACGGAAAGGAAGAGGUCAGAGCCCGUGACCUAUUCUACGCUCUCUGGACUCCGGAUCUGUUCAUGAAGCGCGUCGAGGCCAACGGAGACUGGACGCUGUUCUGCCCUAAUGAGGCCCCUGGCCUGGCUGACAUCUAUGGUGACGAGUUUGAAGCCCUUUACGAAAAGUAUGAGAAGGAAGGCCGAGGCCGCAAGACCAUCAAAGCUCAGAAGCUUUGGUACGCUAUCCUGGAGGCUCAGACCGAGACCGGAAACCCUUUCAUGCUGUACAAGGAUGCGUGUAACAAGAAGAGUAACCAGAAGAAUCUGGGGACGAUCCGCAGCUCUAACCUGUGCUGUGAAAUCGUCGAGUACUGUGCUCCCGACGAGGUCGCUGUCUGCAACAUUGCUUCAAUUGCCCUUCCCACCUUUGUCGAUGCGGCGCGGGGCGAGUAUGACUUUGGCAAGCUCCAUGAAGUCACCCGAGUGAUGGUCCGUAACUUGAACCGGAUCGUCGAUAUCAACUACUACCCUGUCCCCGAGGCUCGGAAGAGUAAUAUGCGCCACCGUCCCAUCGGUCUUGGUGUCAAUGGUCUCGCCGAUGCUUUCCUUGCGCUGCGCUUGCCCUUCGACUCGGCCGAAGCGAAGCAGCUCAACAUCCAGAUUUUCGAGACCAUCUACCACGCUGCCUUGACUGCUUCGGCUGAUCUCGCCAAGGAGCUAGGAACCUACGAGACCUACGAGGGUUCUCCAGUCUCCCAGGGUAUCCUCCAAUACGACAUGUGGGAGCGGACGCCGACUGACCUGUGGGAUUGGGAUUCCCUCAAGGCCAAGAUUGCGCAGAACGGUGUGCGCAACAGUCUCUUGGUUGCGCCCAUGCCGACUGCCAGUACCAGUCAAAUCCUUGGCUUCAACGAAUGCUUUGAGCCGUAUACCUCGAACAUCUACUCGCGCCGUGUCCUUGCGGGUGAGUUCCAGGUUGUCAACCCCUGGCUCCUCAAGGACCUGGUCGACCUCGGCCUGUGGUCCGACAACAUGAAGAACCGCAUCAUUGCCGACGGCGGUUCGGUUCAGAACAUCCCCAACAUUCCUGCCGACAUCAAGGCUCUGUACAAGACCGUGUGGGAGCUUUCACAGCGUACCAUCUUACAGAUGGCCGCGGACCGAGGCGCCUUCAUCGAUCAGUCCCAGUCUCUCAACAUCCACAUGAAGGAGCCCACCAUGGGCAAGAUCACGAGCAUGCACUUUGCCGGCUGGAAGAUGGGACUGAAGACUGGCAUGUACUACCUCCGCACCAUGGCUGCCUCUGCACCGAUCCAGUUCACUGUGGACCAGGAGCAGCUCAAGGUCGCCGACACCAACGUGGCCCGCGCCAACGUGGCGGCUAAGAAACGGGUUGCAGGCGUCGCCUCCAACACCUAUUCCGCCGUCCCGCGCUCGACGUACGACCCCGAGGCUGGGGCUGGGGCUAGCAACGGGGUGAAUGGCCACGACAGCCCGCGCACCGUCACCGCUGCUCCGGGCGGGACCGAGGAAGCGGAAGCGGAGACCGAGCCGAGCGAGAGUGAUAUCUACUCGCAGCAAGUGCUUCAAUGCAGCAUUGAGAACAAGGAGGCCUGCCUGAUGUGCCAGGGCUAG
Molecule: messenger RNA, 2568 nt
Organism: Penicilliopsis zonata CBS 506.65
Lineage: Eukaryota; Fungi; Ascomycota; Eurotiomycetes; Eurotiales; Aspergillaceae
Exons: 4
Coding region: 1-2568 (855 amino acids)
Biological process (GO): DNA replication; deoxyribonucleotide biosynthetic process
Cellular component (GO): ribonucleoside-diphosphate reductase complex
Molecular function (GO): ATP binding; ribonucleoside-diphosphate reductase activity, thioredoxin disulfide as acceptor
Source: RefSeq, a predicted model, not a curated record